Molecule: messenger RNA, 2835 nt
Organism: Physeter macrocephalus (sperm whale)
Lineage: Eukaryota; Metazoa; Chordata; Mammalia; Artiodactyla; Physeteridae
Gene: HSPA9
Product: heat shock protein family A (Hsp70) member 9
Exons: 17
Coding region: 107-2146 (679 amino acids)
Biological process (GO): protein folding
Cellular component (GO): cytoplasm; mitochondrion
Molecular function (GO): ATP-dependent protein folding chaperone; ATP binding
Source: RefSeq, a predicted model, not a curated record
CCUCACGUAGUUGGAGGUUUCCAGAAGCGCUAGCAUCACCGCGCUGCGCAAUUCUCGGCGGUCAGAGCGCGUGUUUGCUGCCUCGUAUUUCCACCAUUUAGCAGCCAUGAUAAGCGCCAGCCGAGCCGCAGUAGCCCGUCUUGUCGGCGCCGCAGCCUCCCGGGGCCCCACAGCCGCCCGCCACCAGGAUGGCUGGAAUGGCUUUAGUCAUGAAGCUUUUAGAAUUGUUUCAAGGCGGGACUAUGCAUCAGAAGCAAUCAAGGGAGCAGUUGUUGGUAUUGAUUUGGGUACUACCAACUCCUGUGUGGCAGUUAUGGAAGGUAAACAAGCAAAGGUGCUAGAGAAUGCUGAAGGUGCCAGAACCACCCCUUCAGUUGUAGCCUUUACAGCAGAUGGCGAACGACUUGUUGGCAUGCCGGCCAAGCGACAGGCUGUCACCAACCCAAACAACACAUUCUAUGCUACCAAGCGUCUCAUUGGCAGGCGAUAUGAUGACCCAGAAGUUCAAAAAGACAUUAAAAAUGUUCCUUUUAAAAUUGUCCGUGCCUCUAAUGGCGAUGCCUGGGUUGAAGCUCAUGGAAAACUCUAUUCCCCAAGUCAGAUUGGAGCAUUUGUGUUGAUGAAGAUGAAAGAGACUGCAGAAAAUUACUUGGGGCAUACGGCAAAAAAUGCUGUGAUCACCGUCCCAGCGUAUUUCAAUGACUCUCAGAGACAGGCCACUAAGGAUGCUGGCCAGAUAUCUGGACUAAAUGUGCUUCGGGUAAUUAAUGAACCCACAGCGGCUGCUCUGGCCUAUGGUCUAGACAAAUCAGAAGACAAAAUCAUUGCUGUAUAUGAUUUAGGUGGUGGAACUUUUGAUAUUUCCAUACUGGAAAUUCAGAAAGGAGUAUUUGAGGUAAAAUCCACCAACGGAGACACUUUUUUAGGUGGUGAAGACUUUGACCAGGCCUUGCUGCGUCACAUUGUGAAGGAGUUCAAAAGAGAGACAGGGGUUGAUUUGACCAAAGACAACAUGGCGCUUCAAAGGGUUCGGGAAGCCGCUGAGAAGGCCAAGUGUGAACUUUCUUCAUCUGUGCAGACUGACAUCAAUUUGCCAUACCUUACAAUGGAUGCUUCUGGACCCAAGCACUUGAAUAUGAAGCUGACCCGGGCUCAGUUUGAGGGGAUUGUUACUGAUCUAAUCAGAAGGACCAUAGCUCCAUGCCAAAAAGCCAUGCAAGAUGCAGAAGUCAACAAAAGUGACAUAGGAGAAGUGAUUCUGGUUGGUGGCAUGACUAGGAUGCCUAAGGUUCAGCAGACUGUGCAGGAUCUCUUUGGCCGAGCCCCAAGUAAAGCUGUCAAUCCUGAUGAGGCUGUGGCCAUUGGAGCUGCCAUUCAGGGAGGUGUGUUGGCUGGUGACGUCACAGAUGUGCUACUCUUGGAUGUCACUCCCCUGUCUCUGGGUAUUGAGACUCUGGGAGGUGUCUUCACCAAGCUUAUUAACAGGAACACCACUAUUCCAACCAAGAAGAGCCAGGUGUUUUCUACAGCUGCUGAUGGACAGACUCAGGUGGAGAUUAAAGUGUGUCAGGGUGAGAGAGAGAUGGCUGGAGACAACAAACUGCUUGGACAGUUUACUUUGAUUGGGAUUCCCCCAGCCCCUCGUGGAGUCCCUCAGAUUGAAGUUACAUUUGACAUUGAUGCCAAUGGGAUUGUACAUGUUUCUGCCAAAGAUAAGGGUACAGGACGCGAGCAGCAGAUUGUGAUCCAGUCUUCCGGUGGGUUAAGCAAAGAUGAUAUUGAAAAUAUGGUUAAAAAUGCAGAGAAGUAUGCUGAGGAAGACCGGCGAAAGAAGGAACGAGUUGAAGCAGUUAAUAUGGCUGAAGGAAUCAUUCAUGACACAGAAACCAAGAUGGAAGAAUUCAAGGACCAAUUGCCUGCUGAUGAGUGCCACAAGCUAAAAGAAGAGAUUUCCAAAAUGAGGGAGCUCCUCGCUCGAAAAGACAGUGAAACAGGAGAAAACAUAAGGCAGGCAGCAUCUUCCCUUCAGCAAGCAUCAUUGAAGCUCUUCGAAAUGGCAUACAAAAAGAUGGCAUCUGAGCGGGAAGGCUCUGGAAGUUCUGGCACUGGGGAGCAAAAGGAAGAUCAAAAGGAAGAGAAACAGUAACAGCAGUAAAUUUUCGAGUCGAAAGGACAACAUAUUAUGAUGCUUGGGAGUGAAGGGAUUUCCUGAGCUGAAAUGGGCAAAAUUUCAGUCUUCUACUGUGUUUUUGCAGUACUCUAUAUAUAAUUUCCUGAAUAUGUAAAUUUAGUGACCAUUAGCUAAUGAUCAUUUAACAAGUGAUAAUUCCCAACAGUACAGAUGUUCACAGUAUUCUGUCCCUAGCCUGUCAUUCUUUUUCAGCUGCAUGUAAAAUGGGGGGAAAGAAGAUAUAUUGAUCAUUCUAAAGAUUUAAUGUUGUUUUGUGCUGAAGUAGCUGUAUUUUCAAAGGGGUGAAACCAUCCCACACACUGAAGACAGGUCUGGAAUGAGACCAUAGGGGGAUGAGAUCCUUCUAGUUACCUAAGUACUGCUGUACCAGCCUGUGUGUAUAUGGAGUUCUUCAACUGAGGCCUUGCAAGGCAAGCCAGCUGUGCCAUGUUGGGAGGUAGGGCAGGGGAAGCUAAAUCAGUGGAAAACUAAGCUAGCUAUUUAUGUGAGGUCCAGCUUCUAAAACACAAGUCUCCCAAAAUUUCUGAAGGCAUACUUUCCUAGCUACCCUUUGGCCUGUGUCUGGUACCUGUAUCCCUGAUGACUGUUCUUUUUGAUCCAUUCUGGAUUUUUAAAAAAAUAAAUAGGAAAAGCAUUUUGAUCUC